GUUGUCCAUCGUGAGGAGAGUUGGGCCCACAUGUCAACACAGCUGCGGGGGACGCUCGUCUUCCCCCCUACACAAUCAUCUACUAUACCACCCAUAUAUCAACAACAACAACCUUCUACUCCCACGAUCGUCGUCGCCCCUAAAUCAACACAACAACAACCUUCUACAAUGGGUCCAAAGAAGAUAUUGAUGGCAUCCGAUCCCUCGAUCGUCGUCGACUCCCAAGCACCAACAGAAGAGAAGAUAUACUUUAUUCCUGGACUCUUCAAGCCACCAUCAAGAGUUGUUGUACCAGUUGCUGAAAAUGAUCCAUUCAUACAUCUUGACAUACUACGAGAACAUUCAAGUCUGUUUGCCUCAGAUGAAUCAGGCAUCCCUAACUAUGUUUCUAAAGACCCCAAUGUGUCUAAAAUCAUUAAUUUUUCUGAUGAAGUUUGGAAUAGAAUAGCAAAGGUUCAGUUGCAACGGGAGAAGAAAGACAAGGCGGCAGACAAGGCGGAGUCAGCAGUUGUGAAAAACCAGCAAGAAGAUAAACUAAAAAGUACACGUAGUUUGGAUCAUAAGGUGGACCUCUGUUUUAAGCAGCAGGGUUUUUUUCUCAAGAAGCAGUGUCCUGUUGCAAUCCCAUACAAGUCUAACCUUAAUCACGAUGAACACGAGACUUACCUUCGUGCUUUUGUCAAAUUCAGGAUGAGGGCCUCCGUAACUGCAGCUGAUGGACUGGAAUUUGAAAUGUACUCGAGACUGCAAAAUCGUGUAUAUGAAGAACAAAACUGUUUCAUGCAGUUCUCACAACAGGUUGCAAGGGCACAGCUACCAGCUUACAAUACAGUUCCAGAUAUUGUGCAAAAUUAUGUAAAUGAAUAUGUACAGCACCGGUGUAAACGAAGCUCCAGGUACAAGAGAUUUUAUGUUCAUGAACUUCAAAUACCGAUUUGCCCACAAGACACAACUGGAAGAUACAGCUCUCUCUGCUUCACACAUGUUGGCCACCUGCUAAGUUUGGGUAGCAUAAACUUGAUGAAACCUCGAAGGCAAUAUAAUGCAGUCAUACUUCCACUGGAUGAAUCUGUAUCAAAACAUCAACCUCCAGCACAAGAUGAAACAAGCGAGUCCAAGAACACCCUUUUCAAAACUCCAGUGAGUGAGGACCAGAAUGCUAAGUAUCUGGCUACAGAAUAUCAAGCAAAUAUUGUCAUAUCAUCUGGUGCCUUGAAGAUAUUAGCUGACAAUUAUGGUCCAAGUUUUGAUAAGGAGUGGGACAUUCCUGUUAAAAUUGAGUCACGACAAAUUACAGAUGCUGACGGACAUGAAAGCAGCUUCAGAACUGUAUAUAUUGACAAGCCUAUGCCCAAAAAAACUUGGACCCCUUUAGAAAAGAAGCAGUUGUUCUACAAAAAGUCAGCUUUGGCAUCACUGACAGAAAUUAGGAAAUUGCAGUUUUUAAAAAUGAAAUACCCUUUGAUCUUCAAUUGGGAAAGGAAGGAUGAAGAGUGCAGUGAUACUAGAACGAGAGAUGACGAUGGGAAGAGAAAAUAUGACGAUAUUUUUGAUCUGACGUCUACUGCCGAUCACGAUACUUUUGGAGUUGGGCUGCCAAGUGCCUCUAGGCAUUCUGGAGGCUCGAGAAAAAAUUGUACAGAAGAAGAAGAAGGAGGUAAACAGCAAAAACCAGAAUGUAAGAAACGAAAUAAAACGAACUCCGUUGAGCAAAACAGGAAUUCCUUGUCAAGUGAAGAUGGACAAGAACCAAAAAAUAAUGAAAAAGGUGUUUACGUAGACCUUAAUACCAGUAGUGAGGACGUUGGAACCUCAAAGAUGAAAAACAAUAAAGCAAUGAAAAUGAGGCAGAGUGCUUCUCCAAUGAAAACAAGAGCUUCUAAUCAUCAAAAAUUUUGUAGUAAUGCUGGCUCUUCAAAGAUCAAUAGUCCCAUUGAACCUCAAGAAAUUAGGCCUUCGGUAUCUGACAGUGGCAACAAUGUUUUAGAAGAGCUACUUAGCAUGCAAGAUUCUUUGCUGAAGCCAACACAGACAAACUCUCCUACUAUGAAAUCUGAGAAAUGUGAAGCAUCUCCUACAACACCUACGAAAACCCCAUGGUCGAAUACACUGAAUACCAAUUGGCCAGCACACAUGCAGGUUCAAGAGUGUCCUCCUUGGACUGGAAAUAAUGUUCACUAUCAGCUGUUUUCAUUUGGAUUUAGCAGUAGAAAACCCAGCCAGUCUUUGCAGCCACUCCGGAUCAUUGUUCGGCAUAACAUUCAUGGACUUUCAAGGAAUAAGCAGCAGAAGAUACCGACUAAAGCAUACGUUAUAUAUCCCAAACUAGAAAACCAAGCAUUUUUUGGCUGUGAAGUUAAUACUUGGUCUGAGAUAACACACCAAUGGAUUCAGCUGUUAGUUCGCCCCAAUACCUCUCUCCUUCAAGUACGCGUGUGUGAGAGUACCGGUGAAGUUAUGAUGACGGAGGAAAAGGAUUUAACUACAAUUUUGAAGGAAGGAAAGCAACCACAUAUUGCCUUUUCGCCUCAUCAACCACUCGCAACUCUGUACUCUGUGUUUUCUGUGAUGUCUACUAUGUCACCUGGACAGUAUCUCCUUCAUCAUGACCCUAAUACAAAUGCAUUUAUCCAGCUGCUUAGGGCAACACAAUCAGACCAGGAGGGUCAUUUGCAAACAUUUAAUCUUCAUUCGUCGUAUUCAGCUUCUGCUCCAGUCUCAAAACAGUAUAGUGUACCUCCUUGGCUUGCCAUUGACACCCAUGUCCUUACACCUUUUCAUCUCAAGCACUUCAAGAUUCCUGCAACUUUUCCCAUGAAAUAUCCAACUAACAAGAAACUUUCCAAAGCUGAAAAGCAGAAACUGAAGAAUAAAUUAAAGAAGAAGAAGAGAUUAGAUGACCUUGACAAACCGAACGAAAGAGAAGAGAGUAAGGAGGAGGAAGAUGGCAUGUACUUUGGAAGAACAAGAAGACAAAGAAAAAGUUUCUUCAGCCAAGAGGGUGAUAAUAUGUAUUAACUGGAUUUAACAUGUUUAAUAAAAGAAAUUUUGCGUA
This is a messenger RNA of Procambarus clarkii (red swamp crayfish), 3055 nucleotides long. It is a transcript of the gene Ice2, whose product is annotated as Interacts with the C terminus of ELL 2. The record is from RefSeq and is a predicted model, not a curated record. Gene Ontology annotation, biological process: positive regulation of transcription by RNA polymerase III; snRNA transcription by RNA polymerase III; snRNA transcription by RNA polymerase II. Gene Ontology annotation, cellular component: transcription elongation factor complex. Lineage: Eukaryota; Metazoa; Arthropoda; Malacostraca; Decapoda; Cambaridae.